GCUGCUGCUGCUGUUGCUGUUGCUGAUGAUGCUGCUUGACUUCAGCCGACGAAGUGACGGGCGGAGAUGUCGGACUGGGAGGCGUCCACUGGUCCACCGAGGCGAAAUUGGGAUUGUUUGGGGGUUUGAUGAUGAUGGACUCUUGGCGGCUCCGAAGAUGAGACAGAGACGACCCAAUAUCAUUUCCACCUCGAAACCUGGAAGAUGGAUAGAAUAAUAAAAAGAAAAAAUACGUUGAUCCAACCCUCGCCUGUCGGGUACUCGAGAAAAAGAUCAAGUUACUAUUUGAAUUUUAUUUUCUCCCUAGUAAUUUUUCGUUUCUUUUUAAUUUCAUAUUUAUAGACAUGCACCACUUCCGCCGGAUUGACUCGGCAGGGUCGGCGGAGAUUCAACAAACGAAUUGGAUGCCUGGGAAUUGAUGCGAUACUGAUCGAUUCCCAGUCCGGGAGCUCUGUACUAAAUCUCUUGCGCAAACAGUUCCAGCGAAACUCGUCCUGCAACCCCACACCUGCGGCCACCACCAACAAGAUACAACCCCAGACCAGCUAGAGCAGAGGGGGGAACAGCUAUAAGGAUAAAAUCAAACAUGCGAAACGGCAGUUGCAAUCGGCUCAACACUCGACCGAGUUGAUAUAAGGGGGUCAUGGUUCACGGAAAAAGUAACCGAGUAUUCUGAGCUUAUCUGAACAAUCUUCCGUAUUCAGAAACUAGCCAAAAAGUCAAAAUGCCCUGCAACUCCUCGUUUCCAGCUCUAAAGCCUCUCCCGGGAUCGAAGAAAUCAUUUCCAGACGUUUGCAGCCGUGUUAACAGUGGUAGGGUGAAUAUAUCAAAACCGGAUCAGACCCCGAUGACUUUAAAAGCUUCUCGACAGGUCCGCAUUCAUAACUCUUCCGGAUCUGAGCUGCUUUUCGAUCACGGUGCACCUCUUGCGAGUAAACGCUUCAAGCCCAAACCGGGUACUCAUCACGAUUCGUCUUCUGUUUCCGCUUGCCUCAACCAACAGACUUGCAAGCCUUCGAAAACAACAAACGUGAGGUCGAAAAUUCCAGUGAGGAAACCGAUUGUCAACUGCGUUGAGAGUUCUAAGCCCAAAUGGAACAGCGCUACUCUUUUCGAACCGAAGAAAGUGACUGUCGGCAUUUCUCCUUUGCCCGGUAGGAAGAAAACUUUGAACGAUUUCAUGAGCAAACAAUUCCGGGCCACUCCUGCUCCGCCCACCACUCACAAACCUUCGAUGCCAGUGGCGCCCAACAAACGCCAGUCAGUCAGGAAUGUAAACAACAUUAUACAUUUGGAUCCGGCUGAAGAGGCUGAGUUGGAGGAGUUUGAGUUGACUGAAAGGGCAAUCCUUCAACAAGUGGAUGCCCAGAAAGAGAUGACCCCCUCUCGUUCCCUGAAGAAAAUUGGACCCGGAAAAGAAGAUGUUGUCUGCAAGGAAAGAUCUCUGGUGAAAAGUUUGGAAGAUAUCAUUUUGAGGGAAGUUUCCAGGAGAAAGACGGCACUUUAAAGGUGCGAAAAUGUGGAUCAAUCAAAAUUUCUUUGUCUGAUGUUGCUUGAAAUGUAAGUGACUUAUUUCUGUCGUCGAUUCAUUACACGAGAUUUCAAAUAAUUCAA
Molecule: messenger RNA, 1614 nt
Organism: Daphnia pulex (common water flea)
Lineage: Eukaryota; Metazoa; Arthropoda; Branchiopoda; Diplostraca; Daphniidae
Exons: 4
Coding region: 725-1507 (260 amino acids)
Source: RefSeq, a predicted model, not a curated record